UUUAGGAGAGGCAUAGAAAGCUUGCCCUUAAAUCAAAACGAUGAAUCCAGUGGUUGAACUUCUGUCCAAAGUUCUUUAAGCAUGUUGGGCAAAUGCUCACCAAAUUUUAUGCAUAGAACUUCAGAAAUCAAACCACAAACUUAAAACCCAAUUGCAGCUUAAUUUUGCAAGCCAUUCAACUGACAGAGAGAAUGCAAGGGACAUGGGUGCAAAAGAAGGCCUUGGAAGCAGGGGAGGGAGAAGGAAGAGUGUUGUGGCGAUGGGUGCAAAAGAAGCCUGUAGAAAUUGCAGAAGGAAGCACAGUAAUGGUAAAAGAUGACACAACUCUAUGGGCAUGGGUGCCUAAGCCUCUAAAGCUGGGAGGAAGGAGCAUUACUGAAGAAGAAACCCCCACUUCAACUAAAAAUGGAAGUAAUGGAGAUCCUUCUCCAGUUUCAGUCUCAGUCGUAAGUGUGACUACUGAAGGAAGUCCUCACAUGGCAACAAAAACAAGGCCAUGGAUCUACCGCGUGCCUGUUCAGAUAAAAAAAUUGAAUUGCAAAGCCUACACCCCUUCUGUUCUCAAACUGGGUCCCCUCCACACAGAGCAAGACAUCAGGGGAGAGAGGUUGAAGAUAGCAGCAUUGGAGCGCGUCCUCAGUAGAAGUGGGCAGUCAAGAAAAUACUACACAGACGUGGUCGGGGGACACUACAACAAAGUGGUGGCCUUCUACGAGGGUCUAGACCCGAUUAUGUCGGGCGAGCAACUUAUAGACAAGAUGGUGGUUGAUGGUUUCUUCGUCUUAGAAAUGAUGAGGGGAGAGAUGAUAGGUGGUUUUACGAAACUGGGCUAUGCAUCAGACCAUCUGAUAUUUGGGGCUAGCGUGCAAGCUAGCCAUCUCCCCCAUGUGAAGCGGGACAUGCUAUUGCUCGAGAACCAGAUACCCUUCAUGGUUCUUGAGGUGCUCAAAGAGGCCGAGCAUAGAGAUGAACCUGACUUGAAUGUAUUGAUCUUUUGGUUUCUCGAGUCUAUAUACUUGGGUCGAGGUGAGCCAGACAUGUACAAAGGCACACUCCACCUCUUGGAUGCUCUACACCGGCAUUUGACGGUUAGGCCGAGAGGAAGCUAUCAAUCUCAGGGCACUUUCAUCGAUUCUAUAUGGACUACCAUUCAAAGGGGCCAAGGGCUCAUGCGUGAGAAAAUCCUUGGAGCAAAGGAUUCGAAGACAACAGCUGACAGUUUCAGGAAGAUGUUUAACACGAAAUCUCGACAGGACAGGCGAGCUAAGCAGGCGAUACCCCUUGCAAGCCCAAGACAAGGCAGGGUUUCUAGGGUUUGGGAUCUAAGGGAGAUAGGGAUCAAGAUUGAGGGAAAGGACACAGGUAGCUUGAAAGGGAUGGAGUUUCAUAAGAGCAUGCACCAAGGUGCAAUCCUCACACUUCCAAUCUUACUGGUGAAUGAUAUCAUGGAGAUUUUGUUACUUAACUUAGUGUUGUACGAGUUACUUCACACACAACUCGAAUGUGCUAUCAUUUCCUAUGUGAAAUUCAUGAGGGAUUUGGUUAGAUCCGAAGAAGAUGUUAGGGUUUUGUGCUCUUCUAAGGUCUUGGUGAACGAGCUCGAGGGAGAAGCACAUGUUGUGAGCUUCUUCAAUGGCUUGUGCCACUUUGCUAUAACAUCCAUAUCAGGGGACACACAUGAUGUGCUCAUGCUAAGGAGAUCCAUUAACAACUACUCACAACCUGUGUGGACUAAGUGGAGAAACUUGGUCCACACCUACUUUAGUGUAUUCUUUCUCCUCACCUUGGUUCAAACAAUAUAUGCAAUCCUUGCUUAUCACCUCAAACCUUCUUCAUAGCAUGGGUUUUUGGCUGGUUUGAAGCCCGAAACUUUGUUGGGAGGGGUUUGUUGAGGCUAUGGUUCUGUGUUUGAACCCAUGUCACAAAUAAAAAAAAUGAGAAACAAAUUCUUCUUCUUUUUUUGUCUAGAAUGUGGAUAGCUACUUAACAAGUUGUUGUUUUUAUCACCUCAUCUUUAUGCUUGCCAUUUGUGUCCUCUUGGGAUGAAUGUGUACAA
This is a messenger RNA of Amborella trichopoda, 2056 nucleotides long. RefSeq names its product UPF0481 protein At3g47200. NCBI's taxonomy places the organism in Eukaryota, Viridiplantae, Streptophyta, Magnoliopsida, Amborellales, Amborellaceae. The record is from RefSeq and is a predicted model, not a curated record.